AUGACUCUUGAACUUCUACCUUUGAUUGACGACGUACCUGCCCUGGUACCGCUCAGACACAACCCCGACUUCCGUCUCGACGGGUUUGCCAUCAACGACACGCUACGGUUUGUCCGUAAAAUCGGCGCCGGCACCUAUGGCCUUAUCUACUUGGUGGAGAACAUCGAAACAGGCGCCCGGUACGCCGCCAAAAUGGUGAUGACCGAUCCUCCGGUGAAAAACGGUGGACGCAUCGAUGUUGAUGAAAACAAGAAACACAUCCAGCGCCGGAUGUACGAGUACUUUUUCCGGGGUGCUCGCGGCGUCGUGGAGCUCGACUUGGCCGUGGUGGCCCACGACGGCGCCAGAUGCCCGUUUUUGAAAGAAAUCGCUCUUCACCUCAGAGUGAGUAACCACCCCAAUGUGGUGACGAUACACAAGGUGCUUAAUUUGGGCCGGGUGGCGGUGAUGACGCUUAUGGACUACUUCCCCGAGGGGGACCUUUUCGGCAAUAUCAUCGACAACAAGUUGUUUUUGGAGCCUCCCGCCUGGCAGGACAAGCAGAAGCUCAUGAAAAACUGUAUGCUCCAGUUGAUCGAUGUGGUGAGCCACUGCGAGGCCCGGGGGGUCUACCACUGUGAUUUAAAGCCGGAAAACGUCAUGAUCCGCUACAACAGGCGCUACAAAAGACCCCACGACGGUCCCUUGAUCGACUACAACGAGCUUCAGAUCGCCCUUAUAGAUUUCGGCCUUGCCAUUACUUCAGACACAAUUUGCUGCAACGCCUGCCGGGGACUGAGCUUCUACAUGGCUCCGGAAAGAAUCGUGAACUUUAACACCAGCAGCUUGAUCAAAUCGCUUGUGGACAUGAGACAGUACCCUACUGUGGAAAACGCUACACUGGCAUCUGGAGCCAAAAUGUUUCCAACGUUGGCCGGCGACAUUUGGCUGCUUGGCGUGCUAUUUAUCAACAUAACGUGUGCCCGGAACCCGUGGCCCAUAGCCAACAUCAAUGACCAGAACGACGUUUUCGGAACGUACAUUCUUCAGAACAGAGACAUAUUGGCUCUGAUCUUGCCCAUUCUGCACCGUUUUAACCGUCUUUUGGACGAGAUUUUCCGCCUCAGCCCGAACGAGCGGCUUCUGCUUCCUGAGCUUUACGGCAAGAUCGCCACGAUUGAUUUUUUCUCUGACGAUGUGGUGGAGCCGGAAAAAAACGCCAAUCUGGUGGUCUACAACCCGCAGCUCCUGACUCCCCCGUACACUGACACAGACUACAUGGCGCUGACGCCGGAAUAUUUCAAGCAGCGGGGCGGAGGAGUCCGUAGUGGGGCGUAG
Molecule: messenger RNA, 1317 nt
Organism: Candidozyma pseudohaemuli
Lineage: Eukaryota; Fungi; Ascomycota; Pichiomycetes; Serinales; Metschnikowiaceae
Gene: SHA3
Product: putative serine/threonine protein kinase
Exons: 1
Coding region: 1-1317 (438 amino acids)
Biological process (GO): protein phosphorylation
Molecular function (GO): protein kinase activity; ATP binding
Source: RefSeq, a predicted model, not a curated record